Messenger RNA from Dufourea novaeangliae, 3031 nucleotides. RefSeq names its product protein lin-54 homolog. The record is from RefSeq and is a predicted model, not a curated record. Gene Ontology annotation, biological process: regulation of DNA-templated transcription. NCBI's taxonomy places the organism in Eukaryota, Metazoa, Arthropoda, Insecta, Hymenoptera, Halictidae. Gene Ontology annotation, cellular component: nucleus. The coding region runs from base 386 to 2872 and encodes 828 amino acids. The transcript is spliced from 12 exons.
AAUAUUGUUCACUUUUGACAUAACAUUUGGUUGAUAAAGUUAAUAUUUGACGAAUGACAUACUAAAAAUAGUCAAUUUUAUAGUAUUUAAGAAAUCUACCAUUCUCGCAUCUAUUUGAGACUUUAAUACCAAAUGACCUUUGGGUCUGUUUGUACACAGCGGUGCGUAGUGCACUGUGGGACAGCAAUGGUGGGCGCGUGAUUUUGAACAAAUUGGAGCUAUCAAGGAAACACCCAGGUAUGUGUUAGGAAGCAGAUUAAAUUAACCGCGAGACAGUUUGAAUGAAAUUUAAAUUCGUGAAGUAUGUGUUAAUAACUUUUUCGAAUGUUCUAUCGUGAUUAAAAUAAGCUUCGUGGCACGCCCCCACCCAGCACUGAACAUAAUCAUGUCUGUAAAUAAAGGACAGAAUGCUAGAGCUUUGGUUGAACCACUAGCUCUUGACUCACGUACACUUGGGGAUGGAGAUUUAAGUGCAUUGACUCUAUCACACAGUAAUGAACAAUAUUCGUCUAAUGACUUCGAAGCAUUCGCGAGUAUCCAAGCUGAAUUGGAGUGUAUGAAUGCUGAAGAAGUUAUGACAACAGAUGAGGAACACAUAAUAAUUGAACGUAAUAUCGAGACUGAAACAAUCGUACCUGAUGUGGAAAUGGCUGACAUUUCGGAACAAGCUCAAGAGGAACACAUUAUCUAUACAACAGCUAAUCAGAAUAAUCAAAAUAUUGUAUUCCAAACAAAACCAACACUACAAAGGCUUCCGACAUCUACAGUACAGGUAAAAUCAAAUGUUGGUUCAGCAACACAAAGUCAAUCUAUUAUGAUAGUUUCUCCAGCUGGUGGUCAAGGUGCUAGCCAGAUAUUAAAAAUUUCACAUCCGUCAACAGCAUCGGCUGGUCAAUUGCAAUCAUUAGCACAGACUCUCAUAGCAAAGUCUGCUGAUGGCAACAUAGUUCAGUUAAGAUCAGCACAACCCAGUAAGCAAGUAAUGGCAACUAGCCAUUCGGGAAGCAUCACAUUAGGGAAUGUACAAAAUGCGAAAACAGUUCAAACAGCUGUAAAACGAACCGCAUCGAGUACUCCGCAAAGUCGAAAUGUUUAUACAAAAAUGAUAUUAGCUGGAAAUCAAACACAAUCGGGACAGCAGGUUCUUAUAACUAGCUCACAAAGUGAAAAUCAACAGGCGCAGGCGAUAAAAUUUUUAAAUAAUAGUGUUUCAAGUCAAGAUGUUACGAGCCCGACAAAAACUAUAACACUGGCACAAGCACAGCAAAUGGGAUUACUCUCCACUAAUAAAGUCCAACAUAUUUUACCCUCAGCACCACAAAAACAAGGAAUAAUUGUAAAUAAAUUAGUGCAAUCAUCGAGUACUCAGCCCUCUAAAAUGACUAUAGUUCCAAGCAGUACAAUCAAAUCUCCCACAAAAAUAUUACCUGCUCCUACAUUGAGCUCGCAAGUGAAAACAUCAACUAUUUCGAAUCAGCAAUCCUCGUUUUCUUCUACUAAUAAAUCAUCGGUGCAACAGAGUCCACAGAAAGUUAUAAUACGACAGAGCUCUUUGAAACCUGGAACUGUGCUUGGCAGUGGACAAGUCAUUAGAAUACCGGCUAAUCAAAAUAUUGUAACGGGAUCUAAUCAAGUACAUCAAAUACAAAUGCCUGGAAGACAAGUUCAAUAUGUAAGAUUAGUUAGUACUCCAUCAUCAGGGACUACGAAUGUCGUUACCGUGGGCAAAACGAAGUCGCAAACGACUUUGCAAACCGUUGGUGUCAGUCAGAAAAUAGGAGGCCAACAGCAAAUCGUUAAGGUAGUUCCAUUAAAUACUAGUAAUCAAUCAUUGCGGACAGUCGCACCUAAGGCUACGUUAACAAGUAGUGGCCAGAGGUUAUUAAUUCCCGCAACUGCUACAGUGGGUAGUCAAUCGAAAAAUGCAGUAGCUAUUCCAGCAUCGGCUUUGAGUCAAUUGGCAUCUGGGCAAGCAGUCCUUUCAACCAAUUCAAACAUGGGAAACAUUGUUGUUUUACCAGCUCAAUAUAUUCAGCAACAGACAUCAGACGAAAUAAAAUUGAAACCUCAACAAGCUACAUCUAGUUUAUUGAGUAGUUCACAAAGUUUACAAAGCUCGACAGGAAGCUUAUCCGUGGGGUCUGUUAUAGAAAGUAAAAGCUCUCAAAGAUCCUACACGAACGUCGAACCUAAUGGAAUUAGGCCAAGGAAGCCAUGCAAUUGUACUAAAUCACAAUGUCUUAAAUUAUACUGUGACUGUUUCGCGAAUGGAGAGUUUUGUCAUAUGUGCAACUGCAAUAACUGUUCCAACAAUCUUGGAAACGAAGAAGAGAGGCAACGUGCUAUAAAAUCCUGUUUGGAACGUAAUCCAAACGCUUUUCGUCCAAAAAUUGGCAAAGGCCGCGAGACUGGCGAUGAUAUACGUAGACAUAAUAAGGGUUGUAAUUGUAAACGCAGUGGAUGCUUGAAAAAUUAUUGCGAAUGUUACGAGGCUAAAAUUCCCUGCUCCGCUAAUUGUAAAUGUAUAGGAUGUCGUAACGUGGAGGAACCGAGUUUAGAAAAGAAAUCUCUCAAGGAUCUUGCAGAAGCAGCUGAAGUUAGAACGGCCCAACUCACAUUGAACAAAGCGAAACUGCAGUUGUCUGAAAUGGCUUUUAGACCACCUGCUGCAUCUAACAGUGGUGCGAGACAACCAUUUAACUUUUUGACCGACAAAGUAGUCGAAAUCACGUGUCAAUGCCUGAUGGCCCAAGCCGAUGAAGCGGAACGUAACAUGUUCGAUGAUGAAACAUCUCAAAGACUAAUAAUCGAGGAGUUCGGUCGUUGUCUGAAAGAAAUUAUUGAGUCAGCUCAUAAAGCUGAAGCCACCUAGCAGGUACAUUCUGAGAACAAAUAUAAUGGUAAGAAUUUCCGAUUCACGCGAAUGUAUUCUGAAGCAAGAAAUUUGGACACCUUUGAUUAUCGGUAUCUCUUCAUAAAAUUCACAAAAAAGGAAGCUAAAGUGUUACAUACCAAAGAUAACGGUAAAACU